Messenger RNA from Poecilia latipinna (sailfin molly), 5767 nucleotides. RefSeq names its product glutamate receptor, metabotropic 6b (gene grm6b). The coding region runs from base 726 to 3422 and encodes 898 amino acids. Gene Ontology annotation, biological process: G protein-coupled receptor signaling pathway. Gene Ontology annotation, molecular function: G protein-coupled receptor activity. The transcript has 11 exons. The record is from RefSeq and is a predicted model, not a curated record. Gene Ontology annotation, cellular component: membrane. Lineage: Eukaryota; Metazoa; Chordata; Actinopteri; Cyprinodontiformes; Poeciliidae.
AUAGUGAGUGGAUGUGGUGUGUUUGUGUGUUUGUGUGAGAGAGAGGGAGAAAGAGAGAGAGAGCAAAUUGCUGCUCAUCUAAUCUCUCAAAGUGAUGGAGUGGGAGGAGGUUUUUUUUUCUUUUUUGCUGCAGCUGCACGAGAGAGAGAGAGAAAAGUGAGCUUGUCCACCUAGUGCUUUCUUCACAGACGGCUGCAUGAUAAUCCCAAUCUGAGGCCAUUAGUGCUUUGAGAGAGAGAGAGAGCGAGGGUUCCCCGGAGUGAGGGAGGGAGGAGUGACUGCUCUGGACAGAGACGCGCACGGCUGAAAAAAGGACGGCAGAACGGGAGGAGAGCUUUUAAGGGAUUUGGCAGAGAUUUGGAGAUUCUCAUGCCGUAAUGUUGCACUUCCCUCUGCUUCUGCCAGGAUGCCGCACUCUAAAACCCUCGAGAGCCUCUUCUUCAUUUAGUAUUUUUUUUUAAUUACAUCAGUUAUUUUUUUUAUUUAUUUUUUUUUAUAUUUUCUAACUUGUUUUUUUUUAGUUGUUUUUUUUCUAACCGUGCAGAGCAGGCAGUCUGAGAUGACAGAGCCUCAGGUUUGAAGUGCAGCCCAUCGAAUCUGGACCGAGGUUGGAGGCCCGCCUGGACAAUCUCCUGUGAUGGAUGAAUGAAUGAAGAGUGAUCCAUGAAGAAUGGGCAGGUAGACGGAGUGGCCCGGUGCUGCCAGUACCUCUGCUGGACAUCAUCAUGAUGCCAGAGGCCGGUCCAUACUGUCUCCUCUGCCGUUCCACCUCGCUGUUUGCGUCCCGUCCAUGGCUUCGUGCGCUGGGGCUCCUGCUGGUGGGCUUCAGCCCCCUCUCACUGGGCACCCAGCCCCAGUCCAGCCUCAAAAUCGAGGGCGACAUCACCCUGGGCGGGCUCUUCCCGGUCCACUCCCGGGGGCCUGCCGGCGUGCCCUGCGGCGAGAUCAAGAGGGAGAAGGGGAUCCAUCGGCUGGAGGCCAUGCUGUAUGCCUUAGACCAGAUCAACAGUGACCCCGACCUGCUGCCUAACAUCACCCUGGGGGCCCGGAUCCUCGACACCUGCUCCAGGGACACCUACGCCCUGGAGCAGUCGCUCACCUUCGUCCAGGCCCUCAUCCAGAAGGACAACUCGGGGGUCCGCUGCUCCAACGGAGAGACCCCCAUCAUCCCCAAACCGGAGAGGGUGGUGGGAGUGAUCGGGGCAUCGGGCAGCUCCGUGUCCAUCAUGGUGGCCAACGUGCUCAGACUGUUUGCGAUCCCCCAGAUCAGCUACGCCUCCACCGCCCCGGAGCUGAGCGACAACAGCCGCUACGAGUUCUUCUCCCGCGUGGUGCCCCCAGACUCCUACCAGGCCCAGGCCAUGCUGGACAUCGUCAAGGCCAUGGGGUGGAACUACGUCUCCACGCUGGCCUCUGAAGGCAACUACGGGGAGAGCGGCGUCGACUCCUUCAUGCAGAUAUCCAGAGAAGCAGGGGGUCUCUGCAUCGCUCAGUCCAUAAGGAUCCCCAGAGAGCCCAGACGAGGCGAGUUCGACAAAAUCAUCAAGAGACUGAUGGAGACGUCUAACGCUCGCGGAGUCAUCAUCUUUGCUAAUGAGGACGACAUCAAACGGGUACUACAGGCUGCGAAAAAAGCCAACCUGACAGGCCACUUCCUGUUUGUUGGGUCCGACAGCUGGGGGGCCAAAAGCUCUCCCAUCGAAGAUCAGGAAGAGGUGGCAGAAGGAGCAGUCACCAUCCUGCCAAAAAGAGCCUCUAUUGAUGGCUUUGACCAGUACUUCACCUCGAGGUCGCUGGAAAACAACAGAAGAAACAUCUGGUUUGCUGAAUUCUGGGAGGACGACUUCAAGUGCAAACUGACUCGACCCGGCAUAAAAUACGACCCCGACAGACGGAAAUGCACAGGCGAAGAAAGGAUCAGCCGGGACUCUCAGUACGAACAAGAGGGCAAGGUGCAGUUUGUCAUCGACGCCGUGUACGCCAUGGCCCACGCGCUGCACAGCAUGCACAUGGACCUCUGUCCCGGUUCCAUGGGCGUCUGCGAGAAGAUGGACCCCGUGGAGGGCCGGAUGCUCCUCCAGUACAUUCGCUCUGUAAACUUUAACGGCAGCGCAGGUACGGCGGUGAUGUUCAAUGAGAAUGGAGACGCUCCUGGUCGCUACGAUAUCUUCCAGUACCAAAUGUCCAACGUCAGCAACCCCGGCUACAGGGUCAUCGGCCAGUGGACAAACCACCUGCGACUUAACCUGGAGGAGAUGCAGUGGUCAGGAGGCGACCGCAAGAUCCCGGAGUCCGUGUGCAGCUUCCCCUGUGAGCCUGGUGAGAGGAAGAAGAUGGUGAAGGGCGUUCCCUGCUGCUGGCACUGUGAGCUCUGUGACGGCUACCAGUUCCUGCUGGACGAGUUCACCUGUGACAUGUGCCCUUUUGACAUGCGGCCCCUGAAGAACCGCACAGGCUGUCGUCCCACGCCCAUAAUCAAGCUGGAGUGGAGCUCUCCCUGGGCCAUCAUCCCCGUCUUCCUGGCCAUACUGGGAAUCUUAGCCACGACCGGAGUCAUCACCACCUUCGUCCGAUUCAACGACACGCCCAUUGUUCGCGCAUCUGGCAGAGAGCUGAGCUACGUCUUGCUGACAGGCAUCUUUCUCAUCUACCUCAUCACCUUCUUCAUGAUUGCGGAGCCCAGUGCGGGUGUGUGCACCAUACGCAGGCUGCUGCUGGGUCUCGGGAUGUGCAUCAGCUACGCCGCCAUGCUAACCAAGACCAAUCGGAUCUACCGGAUCUUUGAACAGGGCAAGAAAUCAGUCACGCCUCCAAAGUUCAUCAGCCCCACUUCUCAGCUGAUUAUCACCUUCAUCCUCAUUUCGGUUCAGUUACUGGGGGUGUUCAUUUGGUUUGGCGUGGUUCCCCCUCACACAACCAUUGACUACGACGAGCUAAAGCCUCCGAAUCCGGAGUUUGCACGUGGGAUCCUGAAGUGCGACAUGUCCGAUCUGUCGCUCAUACUCUGUCUGAGCUAUAGCAUUGUGCUCAUGAUCACCUGCACUGUGUACGCCAUCAAGAGCAGAGGAGUCCCGGAGACCUUCAACGAGGCAAAGCCCAUUGGCUUCACCAUGUACACCACCUGCAUCAUCUGGCUGGCCUUCGUUCCCAUCUUUUUUGGAACAGCACAGUCUACAGAGAAGAUGUUCAUCCAGACCACCACCUUGACCGUCUCCAUGAGCCUGAGCGCCACCGUGUCCCUUGGCAUGCUCUACAUCCCCAAGGUCUACGUCAUCAUCUUCCACCCGGAGCAGAACGUCCAGAAGAGGAAGCGCAGCUUCAAAGCCGUGGUCCAGGCGGCCACCGUGUCCACGCGCCUGUCCCAGAAGGUCAACGACAAGCAGAACGGAGAGUCCAAGAUGGAGCCGGACAGGUCUCAGUGACACGACGGGGGGACAUUUAGAGGUGGAAACAUCUGAGUGUCUGUUUCUGUCCUUGAGUUGUGGAACCAAACUACCAGCAAAUGUGGAGGUUUAUAAAACUUUAUUCAACCUGGAGGGAAACAUGGAAACAAAGGAGAAACUAACACUCACACACAUAAGGACUGUAACGAUACUGAGCCAUCUUGAAUCAAAUGGAAAAACAACAGAUUUUUUUAUGCUCCUUUAUCCACCUGCAGCUCCAGUCUAAAAUUUGCACACACUCAUCAUGGUUAUGGAUGUUGCAUUCAUUUUUGGGCUUUUAUUGUUGCACAUUAUUUAUACAAUAGGUUAAUUACAUUUUCAAAAAUAUGAAAUUGGUGCACAAGUUUGGAUUCACUGUUGAUUUUCUAAUUCAAAAAAGGACAAAAUGAGACGCAGAAGCUCAAAUACGUACGUAAACAUCCUCCCAUAUUUGAGUAAAUGUCCUUCAGCACACAGCAGAGAAACCGCAUGCUUUUUGAGGUGAUCAGCAGAAUUCUGGCAUAAUUCUGCAUGGAUAUUUCACCACUCUUCUUCCUCUUCCUCUUCUUUUUCUUCUUCUUCCUCUUCUUUUUCUUCUUCUUAGGAAUGAUCAACUCAUUUAAAUUGCAAACUGAGAGAUCUUCUACCAGGUCACAUCCACACAUCGUCGACGACGUGACUUUGUUGCUUUAUUUACCAACUUUUAAGACAAAAAAAAAAACCCGUAUUGGCCAAAAUUGGAAUCGACGGGUCAGGCUUUUUAAAAGAUAGGCGAUCGACUGGAAAAGUUGAGUCAGUGCAGCUCUAGUUGUAAUGCGUUUGGGAUCAGUGUCCUGUUGGAACAUCCACAGGUGACCAAGUUUCAGGUGACUAGCUGUGAAGUUCAAGGAUCUUGAUCUAGUCCUCCUACGUCAAUGAUCAAACAUCCAACUGCAACUUGUGCCUCAAGUAGAAAAUCUGUUUCAAAAUUAUUUCUACAUAUAUGAACCUAUAUUUAUAAUUUUCACCCUUUGUGGAGAACAAAAAAAUCACAACUAAUUUCUAUUUCAAAAAAAUACAUAUAUGCUGUUUGGAUUAAAGAACGGUUUAAAUGUGUCUCUAAAAGCCCUUAAUUAAUAGAUCCAUGCCUACGAUUGGUGGACAUAAAUGUCUCAGCAGGACUGUCCUUAUACCUCAGCUCAAUGGAGGUGUUUAGGAGUUUUAACGCUCCUUCGGAAAUACUUCUUAGGAGAAAGAAAAGCAUUUUCCUUUGUCCUACAGGAAGAUUUACAUCGUUAGUGGAAGCCGUUGGGACCAAGCGGCUCCUGAAGCACUGCAUGGUUUAUGUGUUUUAUGUGUUUAUUAGGAAUGUUUCACACAUUGUUUAUGAGGGAUGACCAUCUCUUAUCACACUGGAGGGAGAGAGAUUUAAAACAUAUCAAUAUAUCUGAAUCGCUGCUGGUUUCAAUAGCCAGUCGCUUAUGUCACGCAAUAUUUAUUUGUUUUUUUUUACUAAUGUAAUAAUGAGACAACCUAAUUUGUUUUUAGGUGGAAACGACAUUUAGGGGCACAAACAGGACGUGGGUGAUUGUGAGCAGGAUGUUUGUUCUCUACCUGGUACUCUUACAUCAGCAUUCUGGAAGACAAUGUUUGGUAUUUCCCCAUAUUGUUUGUGAAAAUAUGAAGCAUUCUGUGAAAAGGUCAGGCUGCGUGGCAGCUAUACGACUCCCGACUGGGAAGCUGCCAGAGCGCAGCCGAUCGGCCUUCAUCACUGUGAAAAUAUGUUCGAGGAAAUGUUGGGAAUGAUUAAAAUGACACUGAAUCAAUACGAGCUCAUGUUCGCCUAAUAGACCUGUUUUAGUUUCCUUUGUAAGUUUCAUUCAUCUCAGGAUGUUUACUUUUUUUUUUUACAAUAGACAAAGUAAAUAGUUAAGGAGCACGACUUGAACUUUUUCACUUUCUUGUUUCACCAAACUAAAGAAAACAUUUUUACCCGUUAGUGGUGCUUCUUUGUUUGAAGGAUGGUCUGUAGGUUUGCGGUCCUUUUUUUUUUUUUUUUUGAAGCGCAAAAAGGUAACAGAGAAUUCAAACGUGUUUUACUCCAGAGUUGGAAUUUUUUUUUGUACCUAAUCUUAUCCUCAAAAUUGAAAAUCAUUGCCUUUCUUUUGUUUAGUGGUAAAAAUAAAAUGGUAUUGGCUUGUACUGCUAACAGCAGCGUUAGCACACCAGUUAGCAAAUCCUGCUGGUUUUUGAACCUUCACCUGAAACAUGGUUUACUCUGGUGUAAUGUUACAUCACUUCAACUAAUCGAAUCCCAUCAGAACUGAGCAGCUACCUUCACUUAAUUCAUGUUUACAUCACAAAAA